AUGCUCGGCAAGAGGGGUAGCCUGGCCGUGGGGAUUGGCUGGAGCGGUGGCCCGGGCCCUGCCAUGGAGAACCAGCAGCUGCAGCCUGACUGUCUGUCUGCCUUCAAGCCUGUCCUCUGGUCCUUGGUGGCCCAUGCUUCCAAAGGCCGGGAGGAGGCCUCGUUCCCAGAAGACACAGAAUCGGAGGCCCUGAGUCGGCGCUGGAGAAACUACGCUGAUCUUUCUGAUGAUGAGGACUUGCUGGCGGAUGAGGCGUCUGGAGGUAUGGGGCAGUGUGGCUCUGGCCCUGAUCCUCUCCUCUCUUCUUCAGUCUAUUUCCGGGCCUUGGUGAAUUUCACAAAGUCCGUCGACUAUACCCCACGCCUGGACGAUGUCAACUCGGAGGAGUUUCAGGAUGUCUCCAAAGCGGUAGUGGAUACGCUGGAGUCUGAAUACUACAAGAUCCCUGGAGAGCAGAUGGUCAGCGUGGUCUUCAUCAAGGAGAUCAACGGCUACAUCUUUGUGGAGCUGGACGUGGGCUCUGAGGGGAAUGUGGAUGAAGAUCAGAUCCGCGAGGUGCUUUACUCGGUCAUUGAGAGCGGCUCCAUUGCUUCCUAUGUCACCUCAACGUGGGGCUUCCAAUUCCGCCGCCUGGGAGCAGUGACCCCCGUUGUGCGCGCCUGCACUGCCGAGGAGUUUGCUUGCCGCAGUGGAGAGUGUGUGGCCAGAGAGUUCCUCUGUGACCGCCGCCCAGAUUGUCGGGACAUGUCGGAUGAGCUGGACUGCGUCACUCCCCCACGGCCAGCCACCACUCGGACUCCGGCCACCAUGUUGCCAGUCACGUCCCGCCGGCCACCGGCCACCACCCCUGCUCGCGUUGUCACCUCCAAGCCUCUGCUGACCCCGGAGGUGCGCCCUUGCCGGAAGGACGAGGCCAUCUGCGCCAACAAGCAGUGCAUCUCGCGAGACUACCUGUGCGACGGCGAGAGAGACUGCCAGGACGGCAGCGACGAGCUGAACUGUGGCACCCCCAUUCCUUGUGAGCCCAAUGAGUUCAAGUGCCGCAACGGGCAUUGCGCCCUCAAGCUGUGGCGGUGUGACGGAGAUAACGACUGCGGGGACGGCUCCGAUGAGCUGAACUGCCCCACAAAGGGGCCUAGUGACACCUGUGGCCCUGACCAGUUCGUCUGCGAGUCCAGCCACACCUGCAUCCCCGCCAGCUACCAAUGCGACGAGGAGCAUGACUGCUCAGACCACUCCGACGAGAUUGGCUGCACCCCUCCUCAGGUCAUCACGCUCCCUGAGGAGUCCAUCCAGGCUGCCCCCGGGGAGACCGUCCGUUUCACCUGCGUGGCUGUCGGUGUGCCCACCCCAAUCAUCACCUGGAGGCUCAACUGGGGUCACAUCCCCACCAGUCGUAGGGUGUCCAUCACCAGUGAGAACGGCCACGGGACCCUGGUCAUCCGGGACGUCAAGGAGGCCGACCAGGGCGCCUACACCUGUGAGGCAAUCAACGCCCGUGGGAUGGUGUUCGGCAUCCCCGAUGGCGUACUGAGCCUCACACCUGGGCAAGGGCCUUGUCCCGAAGGACACUUCCAUAUCGAAGGGACCUCCCAGUGCCUGUCCUGCUUCUGUUUUGGCAUCACCAAAGCCUGCCACAGCACCAGCCGCCACCGCAGCCAGAUUCGCCUGCGCUUCGACGUGCCUGAUGACUUCAAAGGGGUUAACGUGACGACGCCGUCUCAGCCUGGCACGCCCCCCCUCUCCUCCACGCAGCUGCAGAUCGACCCCAGCUUACAGGAGUUCCAGCUGGUCGACCUCUCGCGUCGCUUCCUGGCACAGGACUCUUUCUGGACACUCCCCAGCCAAUUCUUGGGGAACAAGGUGGAUUCCUACGGUGGCUACCUCAGCUACAAGGUGCGCUACGGCCUGGCCCGCGGCCAGUCGGAGCCAGUGCACAAGCCCAACGUCAUCAUUGUGGGCAAUGGGCAGAAACUCAUCUACCGGGUGCAGGUGCCCAUGCUGCCAUUGAUGGUGAACCAGCGCCAGGUCCAGUUCAUUGAGGAGAACUGGCAGAAGGAGUCAGGUGCCCCGGUGAGCCGCGAAGAAUUGCUCCUCGCCCUGCAGAACCUGGAGGCCAUCAUGAUCCAGACCAUCUACGAUAACCGGAUGGCCAGUGUGGGCCUGAGCGACAUUGUGAUGGACACCACCACCACGGAGACCACGGGCCUCGGCGUGGCACAUGCCGUCGAACAGUGCAGGUGCCCCAUUGGCUACUUGGGCCUGUCGUGCGAGCAGUGUGAUGUCCAGUUCAAGCGUGUGCCCGGCAGGCGCUACUUGGGCACCUGUUCUGGCUGCAGCUGCCAUGGCCACUCCACCUCCUGCGACCCGGUCUAUGGGCAUUGCCUGAACUGCCAGCACAACACAGAAGGGCCUCAGUGUAACCAAUGCAAACCAGGCUUCUUUGGUGAUGCCACCAAGGGCACCCCCACUGCCUGCCGUCCGUGCCCCUGCCCCUACACUGAAGCCCCCCGCAGGUUUUCCAGCACCUGCUUCCUGGACACAGACGGGCAGGCCACCUGCGACGCCUGUGCCCCUGGCUACAUGGGCCGCCGCUGUGAAAGGUGUGCUCCUGGGUAUGAAGGGAACCCCAUCCAGCCAGGCGGGGCGUGCAUCAGGAUUGGGCAGGAGAUAGUCAGGUGCGAUGAACGAGGGAGCCGAGAGGCUUCUGAAGGCGCCUGCCGGUGCAAGCCCAACGUCAUGGGCCGCCUCUGUAACGAGUGUGCCAGUGGGACUUUCCACCUCAGCCAGAAGAAUCCUGAGGGGUGCCUGAAGUGCUUCUGCAUGGGGGUCUCACGCCAGUGUGCCAGCUCCUCCUGGCACAGGGACCAGGUGCGAGUGACGUACGAGGAUGCUGAUACUGGGCAGUUCACUCUCUCCAAUUUGGCCAACACCCGGACGGUCAGCGAGGGGAUCCGCUUCAUCGGGCUUUCGGAACUGACUUUCUCCUCCUUCCACGCCCUGCCACGUGACGUGUACUACUGGGUGCUCCCUGAGCGCUUCAAGAGGGACAAGGUCACCUCGUAUGGGGGAGAGCUGCGCUACACCAUCCUGCACACGGCCUCUCCUGGCGCCCCGCUGCUGCGUGGACAACCAGAUGUGCUUCUCCAGGGGAACGGCAUCUUCCUGGAGCAUGUGGGGAAAGCAACCCCCCUGUCUGGAACGCCCACCUCCUUCACAGUGCCCUUCCGGGAGCAAGCCUGGCGUCGUGCUGAUGGGCAGAAUGCCACACGUGAACACCUCCUCAUGGCGCUGGCAGACAUAGAUGUUUUCAUGAUUCGGGCCUCCUACUCUGAGUGGCCAACAGAGAGCAGGAUCUCAGGCAUCCACCUGGACGUAGCUGUGCCCCAUUCCACAGGGCUGGACACGGCUGUGGAGGUUGAGGAUUGCACCUGCCCACCAGGCUACCGAGGCCCUUCGUGCCAGGAUUGUGACGUCGGCUACACACGCACCACCAGUGGCCUUUAUCUGGGCACAUGUGAGCCCUGCGACUGCAGUGGGCAUGCGACGGAGUGUGACGCCCAGACUGGAGACUGCCAGAACUGCCUGCACAACACGGAGGGCCCCCGGUGUGAACGCUGCCAGCCAGGCUUUUAUGGUGACACCAGGCGUGGGAGCCCUGAAGACUGUCAGCCGUGCCCGUGCCACGGACCUUACUCUGCCAGCCAGGCCACCAAAACAUGCUUCCUGGACACAGACGGGCAGCCCACAUGUGACUCCUGCCACCCUGGCUAUUUUGGCCGUCAGUGUGAAAGGUGUGCUGCUGGCUACCUGGGCAAUCCGGUCUUGGGCCAGCCCUGCAGAGAACCAGGUGCCCAAUGCCAGUGUGACCCAUUGGGCAGCCUCAGCAGCCAGUGUGAUUCCAGUGGGCAGUGCCAGUGUAAGGCCCACGUGGAAGGGCCCUCCUGUAGCAGCUGCCGGGCCCACCACUUCCACCUGAACGCGGAGAGCCGGGAUGGCUGCUUGCCCUGCUUCUGCAUGGGAGUCACCCAGCAGUGCACCAGCUCCUCCUACUACCGGGACCUGGUCACCAGCCCCUUCCUUCCUGGGAACACCCAGGGAUUUUCCCUGGUCAACCGUCAGCACAACAUCCGCAUUCAGACAGGCUUCACCGUGGAGAUGUCGGCCGAGGGUCCUCAGCUCUCCUACGGCCGUUUUGGGCAGCUGAGGCAGGAAUCCUACUACUGGCAACUGCCAGAAAUCUACCUGGGAGACAAGGUCGGCUCCUAUGGGGGACGCCUUCGCUACACCCUUUCCUAUGACGCUGGAGGGAGAGGCUCCUCACUGCCGGAUCCAAACGUGCAGAUCACUGGCAACGAUAUCACGCUGGUAGCCUACCUGCCUGACCUGCAGCCCCGUGAACUCAAGAGCUUUGAGGUUGUCUUCCAGGAGCAACACUGGAAGCGGCCAGAUGGGCAGCCGGCCACCCGCGAGCACCUGAUGAUGGCUCUGGCUGACCUGGAUGAGAUCCUCAUCCGCACCACCUACUCCACAGACAUGGUGUCAGCCAGCAUCACUGGCGUCAGCAUGGAGACUGCCGUGCCCACCUACACCAACUUGCCACGGGCACUGGAGGUGGAAGAGUGCCGCUGCCCACCAGGAUACCAGGGCCUCUCCUGCCAGGACUGUGCAGCCGGUUACACUCGCACCGGGGGUGGGCUGUACCUGGGCCACUGUGCAUUGUGUGAGUGCAACGGACACUCAGACACCUGCCAUCCAGAGACGGGUGCCUGCUCAAGCUGCCUCCACAAUGCUGAUGGAGAGGUCUGCGAGCAGUGUGCCCCCGGCUUCUACGGAGAUGCCACUGCCGGCACCCCUGAAGACUGCCAGCCGUGCGCCUGUCCAUUGCUCAAUCCUGAGAACCAAUUCUCACGGACGUGUGAGAGCCUGGAGGCCGGAGGCUACCGCUGCACCGCCUGUGAGCCUGGCUACGCUGGCCAGUACUGCGAACAGUGUGCCCCAGGCUACGUAGGGAACCCCAACAUCCGUGGCCAGAAGUGUGUUCAUCAGGGUGGUCCAGACCAGCCUCCGCUCAUUGUUCAAGUGCACCCCCCGCAGACCGCGGUGUCACAGGGUAGUGAGGUCACGCUCUAUUGCCAGGUCAGCGGUCGCCCCCCUCAUUAUUUCUACUGGUCCCGGGAAGACGGGCGCCCCGUGUCAGGCACUGCCCAGCGCAGGCGGCAAGGCGAGGAGCUUCACUUCCCCAGCAUCCAGCCCUCCGAAGCCGGGGUCUACAUUUGCACCUGCCGCAACCCACAGUACAGCAACACAAGCCGGGCUGAAGUCAUUGUUACAGAAGCACCCAGCAAGCCCAUCAUGGUGACGGUCGAGGAGAAGAAGGUGCAGACUGUCCAGCCAGGGAGUGACGUCACCUUCGUCUGCACGGCCAAGAGCAAGUCUCCCGCCUAUACACUGGUGUGGACACGGCAGAAUCACGGCAAGCUGCCCAGCCGGGCCAUGGACUUCAACGGCAUCCUCACCAUCCGCAACGUGCAGCCCCAGGAUGCUGGCAUAUACAUCUGCACCGGCUCCAACAUGUUUGAUAUGGACGAGGGAGUCGCCACCCUCCAUGUGUCAGCUCCGUCCAAGACGCAGAUGUUCUAUGGGCCCGUAGAGGUGCUGGAAGGCCACAGACCCUCUGGGUCCGCCGUCCCCCCUAUGGCCACCAUCCAGCCCUCGCAGCUGAGCGUCCAGCCAGGCCAGCCUGCUGAGUUCCGCUGCGUCGCUUCAGGAAGCCCCCAGCCCACGGUGGAAUGGAUCGGUGGGCCAGGGGGUGUGAUUUCCCCCAAGGCACUGAUCCAGGGAGGGAUCCUGCGCUUCCCGGCAGUGGAGCCUUCCGAUGAGUCGCAAUACUUGUGCCGUGUGCAGAACAGUGCUGGGCAGCACAUGGCCCGGGCCUUCUUACAAGUGCAGAGUGCCAGCGUGCCUCAGGUGCAGGUGAGCCCGGAGCGUACAGAGGUGCAGGAGGGCAGCACGGUGCGGCUGUACUGCCGGGCUGCUGGAUCCCCCGCGGCCACCAUCACCUGGGAGAAGCAAGGGGGCAGUCUGCCGCCACAGUCCCGUGCAGAGAGGACGGACAUCGGCACCCUGGUCAUCCCCUCCAUUACUGCCGCUGACAGUGGAGUAUACCUUUGUGUGGGGAGCAGCACAGCAGGAGUUGGCCAAGCACGGAUCGAGGUGGAGGUCACCCGAGCUGCAGGUGCUCCUCCUGCGGUGAGAAUUGAGUCGUCUUCAUCAUUGGUUGUCGAAGGUCAGACGCUGGAUCUGAACUGCGUCGUUGCGGGCCAAGCAUCUGGGGCUGUGAUGUGGUAUAGGCGAGGAGGGUCCCUGCCAGCCAGCCACCAGGUCUAUGGGCCACAACUGCGGAUCCUGCGCAUUUCCGCUGCCGACUCUGGUGAAUACGUCUGCCGGGUUAGCAAUGGCGCUGGCCCCAAGGAAGCCUCCAUCACUGUGACUGUCCAGCAGGGCUCCAGCACCUCCCAGGAGGUCUCUCCAGUCCGCAUCGACUCUCCGUCGUCCUCCAUCCCCGAGGGACAGGCUGUGGACCUGAACUGCCUUGUCGCUGGACAGUCACAGCCCAGAGUGACAUGGUACAAGCGAGAGGGGGUGCUCCCUGCCAAUCACAAGAUUUCCGGCUCCCACCUGCGGAUUCUUCAGGCCUCAGCAGCAGAUUCUGGCGAAUACGUGUGCCGUGUGAGCAGCAGUGGCAGCACCGUCCAGGAGGCCUCUGUCGUGGUCACCAUCUACAGCACCUCCCAAACCUCAGGCAUCACCCCGCCUGUGAGGAUCGAGUCUUCGUCCCCCACUCUUGUGGAAGGACAGACCCUGGAUCUUCACUGUGUCGUCGCUGGCCAGACGGGUGCCACUGUCACCUGGUACAAGCGAGGCGGGUCCCUGCCAGCCAAUCACCAGGUCUCUGGCUCCCACCUGCGCAUCCCCCAGGCCUCCCCAGCAGACUCUGGGGAGUAUGUCUGCCACGUCAACUUGGACUCUGUCAUCAGAGAAGCCUCUGUCAUCGUAGGCAGGACCAGCUCCUCCUCUGCCUUAGGAAUCACACCCUCCAUGAAGAUUGAGGCUUCCACACCUCACGUUGCUGAAGGACAAACCCUGGAGCUGGACUGUACGGCUGCCCACCAGGAGCAGGCCACGGUGACGUGGUACAAGCGUGGCGGGUCCCUGCCAGCCAACCACCAGGCCUUUGGAUCCCGCCUGCGGCUGGUGCAGGUCUCCCCAGCUGAUUCUGGCGAGUACAUUUGCCGCAUCAGCCAUGGCUCCACCAUCCAAGAAGCCUCUGUCUUUGUCAGCAUCCGGCAGGGCAGCAUCGACUCUAUCCCCUCUGGCGUGAUUCCUCCGGUGCGAAUUGAGUCAUCCUCCACCUCCCCUGCUGAGGGACACACGCUUGACCUGACAUGCAUCGCAGCAAACCCCUCGCAGGCCAGAGUGACAUGGUACAAGCGAGGAGGGCCCCUCCCCCCCAACCACCAGGUCUCCGGUUCCCUCCUGCGCAUCCCCCAGGCCUCGACAGCUGACUCCGGGGAGUACGUCUGCCGCGUCAGCAAUGGCACGGCAGUUCACGAGGCCUCCCUCAUUGUCACCAUCCAGGGGGGCCAAGGCUCCUCCUACUCUGUGGGUGUCACCCCCCCAAUACGGAUUGAGACGUCCUCAUCCUCUGUAGUUGAGGGACAGACAGUGGAUCUGAAUUGCUUGGUUGCGGGUCAUUCUCAGCCCCAAGUAUUGUGGUACAAGCGAGGCGGUGCCCUGCCGGUCAACAGCCAGAUCCUUGGAUCACGUCUAAGAAUCCUGCAGGCCUCAGUGAGCGACUCAGGAGAGUACGUUUGCUACGUGAAUGAUGGCACUAGCCCCCUGGAGGCCUCGGUCAUCGUCUCCAUCCCCAGCAGCGCUGCCUCCACUUACCCUUCUGGCGUUGUGCCGCCAGUGAGGAUUGAAUCUUCAUCCUCGUCUCUCGUUGAGGGACAGACAUUGGAGCUGAACUGCCUUGUUGCCGGUCAGGCGCAGCCCAAAGUCACGUGGUUCAAGAGGGGGGGUGCCCUCCCAGCCAACCACCAGGUCGUGGGCACCCGCCUGCGCAUCCCACAGGUCUCCUCAGCCAAUUCUGGAGAGUAUGUCUGUCACGUCAGCAGUGCUGCCGUCACCCAGGAGGCUGUGCUGGUGGUCACGAUCCAAGACAGCGAUGGCCCCUCACGUCCCGCUGCUCGUCCCCUGAGGAUCGAACCUUCAUCGCCCUCCGUUGUUCAAGGACAGACCUUGGAUCUGACCUGUAUUGCCCCAGGCCAGCCACACGCCACAUUCACGUGGCAUCGCCGAGGGGGCGCUCUGCCCGCCAGUCACCAGGUCUCCAAUUCUCACCUGAGGCUGGUCGGCCUCAGCCUGGCUGACUCUGGCGAAUACGUGUGCCGCGAGCAUGGCGUUGCCGUCCCCCGAGAGGCUUCCUUGGUGGUCUCCGUGUCAGCCGGCACCAGCGCCGCUUCCCGUCUUCAGAGCCCCAUAAUCUCCAUUGAGCCCCACAGCACUGCGGUGCGCCAAGGGGAGGACAUAGCCUUCAAGUGCCGGAUCCAUGACGGCGCCCAGCCCAUCGAGAUCACCUGGAAGCUGCCUAACAACCAGCUGCAAGAUAAUGUGAAGAUCAGCCCCAACGGCUCUGUGGUCUCUGUCACUAAUGCACGCCCCCAAAACCAGGGGACAUACCGCUGCGUGGCCUCCAACCGCUUUGGGCUAGCCAACAGUGUGGUCAACCUUCUGGUGCAAGGACAGCCUACCGUCUCGGUGGUGCCCAAGGGCCCCAUCCAGGUGAAGGUGGGGAAACCCUUCAGUGUGGACUGCCAGGGCACAGGGGAGCCUCGCCCGCUGGUGCGCUGGAGCAAGCUGGGCGUCCGGCACAAGUUGGACAAUCAGAAGCCGGUGCCUCUGGAGAGCCGAACACUUUUGAAGGUCUCAUCUGCGCAGCUGGGGGACGCCGGGACUUACGUGUGCCUGGCUCAGAAUGCCCUCGGGAUGGCGGAGGCUCAGGUGGAAGUGAGCGUGGAGAGUGUCCACGGGAGACCUGGGGCACCUGAGGUCAGCGUGAGCCCCUCCCUGACAGUGGUCACUGGACAGACUGCUAGGCUCCGCUGCUCUGCAACAGGGCACCCCGUUCCUACCAUCCAGUGGUCCAAGCUGAGGGCUCCCCUGCCCUGGCAGCACCAGGUGGUGAACAACACCCUCAUCAUCCCCCGGGUGGCUCAGCAGGAUUCCGGGCAGUACAUUUGCAAUGCCAGCAACACCGCCGGGUUCACGGAGGCCUCCGUUAUGCUGGACGUGGAGUCACCACCGUAUGCCACCAGCCUGCCAGAUGUGGCGUCUGUGCGGGCAGGCGAAGUGGUGCAGUUCCAGUGCCUGGCCCACGGCACCCCGCCGCUGCGCUACGAGUGGUCCAAGGUGAACAGCAGCCUCCCUGGCCAUGCUGCGGUGCACGAGGCUGUUCUGCACAUCAGUCCUGCCACGCCCCAGGAUUCGGGAACCUACCGCUGCCUGGUCAGCAAUCGGGUGGGCUCCGCUGAGGCUCUGGCGCAGGUCUGGGUGCAAGGCCCAGUUGUAGGCCCCCCCUCGGUCCAGAUCUCACCCCAGAGUGAGACGAAGCCUCCGGGUGGCGUGGUGGAGUUCACGUGCUCAGCUGCCGGAGACCCCCAGGCACGGAUCGAGUGGUUUAAAGAGGAUGCAGAGCUGCCCCCCCACCACAGCAUCAGGAACGGAGUGCUUCGGAUUGAGAAGCUGGACCGGGGGUGCCAAGGCAUGUACAUCUGCCGGGUCAGCAGCCCCCAGGGCCAGGCUGAGGGCAGGGCCAGGCUGAUUGUCCAGGCACUGCCCAAAGUGAUGAUCAAUAUCCGGACGUCGGUGCAGACAGUGCUCGCUGGCAACGCGGUGGAGUUUGAGUGCCUGGCCUUCGGGGACCCCAAACCGCAUGUCACCUGGAGCAAGGUGGGCAGCCAGAUGCGGCCAGAGGUGCUGGUGAGCGGCGGCACGGUGAAGAUUGAGCGGGUGGAACAAGCUGACGCCGGGCAGUAUCGCUGCAGCGCCACCAACGAUGUUGGCACGGUCCAGUCCCACGUCGUCCUUCACGUCCAGUCCGUCCCCCAGAUAGCCGCCCAGCCAGAGGUGAAGGAAAUCACGGCCGGCUCCAAGGUGGCCUUCCCCUGCCUAGCCUCCGGCUUCCCGGUCCCUGACGUCUCAUGGACCAAGCUAGAAGGAAACCUCCCCAAGGAUGUCCAUACAGAGGGAAACAUCCUGACCAUCCCGGCAGCCCGGCUAGAAGACACGGGCGUCUAUGUCUGUACAGCAUCCAACCGACAAGGGAAAGUGACUGCUUUCUCCAUGCUGAAAGUGCGAGAGCGGGUAGUGCCAUAUUUUACCCAGAAUCCACAGUCCUACCUCGUCCUGCCGACCAUGAAAGAUGCCUAUAAGACAUUCGCCAUUGAGAUCACCUUCCGGCCGGACACUCCUGACGGGAUGCUGGUGUACAACGGCCAGAAGAAAAACACGGGCACCGACUUUGUGUCCUUUGGCCUGGUGGGGGGCCGUCCAGAGCUCAGGUUUGAUGCUGGUUCCGGCAUGGCCACCAUUCGCCACCCCUCCAUCAUCAAGCUCGGAGAGUUCCAUACAAUCCGACUCUACCGCAAUCUCACCCAGGGCUCCCUGGUGCUGGACCAUCACCCCCCUGUGAACGGCACAUCUCAGGGCAAAUUCCAAGGUCUGGACCUAAACGAGGGGCUGUACUUGGGCGGAUAUCCCAACUACGCUGCCGUCUCCAAGACUGGCCUCAGCAGCGGCUUCAUUGGGUGCGUCCGACAGCUCCUUAUCCAGGGGAAGGAGGUGAUCUUCAAAGACUUUGACUUGCAAGCCCACGGCGUGUCGAACUGCCCCACGUGCCAGGACCGGCCGUGCCAGAACGGAGGUGUCUGCAGAGACUCAGAGAGCAGCAGUUAUGUGUGCGAGUGUCCCGAGGGAUUUGUCGGCAGCAACUGCGAGCACUCCCAAGCCCUGCGCUGUCACCCAGAAGCCUGUGGUCCAGAUGCCACCUGUGUUAACAAGCCCGGUGGCCGAGGCUACAGCUGCCAGUGUCUCCUGGGCAGGCACGGGGAGAAGUGCAUGGCAGGCGCCACGGUGACCACGCCAUACUUCCACGGGGGGGAGGCCUUUGUUUCCUACCCGCCCCUUACCAACAUCCACUACGAGCUGCGUGUGGACAUCGAGAUCAAGCCCCUCUCCUCUGGUGGCCUCAUCUUCUUCAGCGGGGGCAACGGAGCCCCAGUGGCAGACUUUGUCUCACUCAGCAUGGCCGACCGGCACAUGGAGUUCCGCUAUGAGCUGGGGUCAGGCACCGCCCUUCUCCGGAGCGCAAAGCCCCUCGAGCUGGGCCAGUGGCACAAGAUCACGGCGGAGCGCUUAAACAAAGAUGGCUCCCUGCAGGUGGAUGAGGAGAGGCCCGUGAAAAGGUCCUCGCCUGGCAAAAGCCAGGGCCUGAACCUGCGCACACCCAUGUACCUGGGUGGCGUGGAUGAUACUAUCCAGCUGCCGGCAGCUGCCAACAUCAGCAGCCACUUCUACGGCUGCAUCGGGGAGGUUUCAAUCAAUGGGAAGAAGGUGGACAUCUCAUACAGCUUCCUGGAGAGCCGCAGCAUCUCCCAGUGCUAUGACAGCUCCCCCUGCGACCGCAGACCGUGCCAGCAUGGGGGCAAAUGCCUGCCCACUGGCGAGUACGAAUUCCAGUGCCUGUGCCGGGAGGGCUACAAGGGGGAGCGCUGUGAAGAGUCGGAGGUCCAUUGCCGGCUCCCACAUCCCUGCCUCAAUGGGGGCACAUGCGAGGAUGCAACGUGUGUGUGCCCCCCGGGAUUCCUGGGCUCAUACUGUGAACUUGAUGCAACGCAGCACCAGCUGAAUGUCGAGUGGACACUGGAAGGCAGCGGGGGAAACGAUGCCCCAGGACAGUAUGGUGCCUACUUCCAUGAUAGCAGCUACGUGGCACUACCACGGCAUGCCUUCCCCAGGAGCCUCCCCGACUCCCCAGAGACGAUAGAGAUGGAAGUGCGCACCAACUCUCCAAGUGGGCUGCUCCUCUGGCAGGGUGUGGAAGGGCAAAGCGGGAAGGCGAAGGACUUCAUCAGCCUUGGGCUGAAAGAGGGACACCUGGUGUUCAGCUUUCAGCUCGGCAGUGGGGAAGCCAACAUCCUGUCCGAAGACCCCGUGGAUGACGGCGAGUGGCACAAGGUGACGGCCAUUCGGGAAGGGAGACGAGGCUUCCUUCAGGUUGACGGUGAGGAAAUGGUAUCCGGGGAGUCUCCUGGCAAGAACGUCAUGGUGAAUGCUAAAGGUCGAGUUUACAUAGGAGGAGCACCUGAUAUCCAAACCUUGACCACAGGCAAGUACAUCUCAGGACUCACAGGGUGUGUUAAGAACGUGGUGCUGCUGAACGAGAGGCCGGGCGAGCACCCCCCGCCCCCGGUGGACCUGCAGCACCACUCCGAGGCCAGCCUGAACAUCCAGGAAUGCCCCUCAUAGGCCAGGCCAGCCUCUUCCGCACUCC
Messenger RNA from Euleptes europaea (tarantolino), 12616 nucleotides. It is a transcript of the gene HSPG2, whose product is annotated as heparan sulfate proteoglycan 2. NCBI's taxonomy places the organism in Eukaryota, Metazoa, Chordata, Lepidosauria, Squamata, Sphaerodactylidae. The transcript is spliced from 93 exons. The coding region runs from base 1 to 12591 and encodes 4196 amino acids. The record is from RefSeq and is a predicted model, not a curated record. Gene Ontology annotation, molecular function: protein binding; calcium ion binding.